AUGGAACAACACACCCUCCGCCGCCGCGGGUUAGGCCUCCGCGGCACCGACCCCAAAGUCUCCCCCGGCUACAUCCUCUACACGCCCCUAACAUCCCGCACCGCGCACCUCAUCUCAACAACCGGAAAAGAAGUUCACAAAUGGACGCUUCCCUACCGUGCAGGCCGACACGCCAGACUCCUGCAGGACGGCAACCUUGCCUACAACGGCGCGCACCCAGAUGCCCCAAACCUCUUCCCGAUGUGGGCCAAAUACCGCGGCGGCGCAAUGAUCCAAGUAUCGCCGCCCGGAGAAAUCCUACGUGAAUAUCGUGAUCCAAAGGCCCAUCAUGAUCAACAUCAUCUCCCGGAUGGGAAGAUUCUCUACACUACCCUGGAAGCGUUGACGCCUGAAGAGGCGGCGAAAGUACAGGGUGGGAUUACGGGCAGUGAAGCGCCCGGUGGGAUUGUCUACGGCGAUUGCAUAAAGCUGGUCGAGCCGUGGUCUACCUCGAACAGAUCUUCCUCGGAGGACUUCGAGGGCGAUGGCAAAGGCGGUGCAAAGCUCCUAUGGACUUGGCGUGCGAUCGAUCAUCUUGACACUGAGCUGUUCCGCAUGCAUCCGGAUUAUCCGCGGGAACAUUGGCCGUUGAUCAAUAGCGUUUCGUUUGACUCCGAUGGCAAUAUCAUUGCCUCGAUGCGAAACACGUCUUCUGUGGUUAUUAUCAGUCGGAAGACAGGUGAAGUGCUCUGGCAUCUUACUCAGCCGGUGGUCAAUCAACAGCAUUGUGCGCAUCAGCUUCCGUCUGGUGACCUUUUGAUUUUCGAUAAUGGGGUCUUCCGACCUGGCAUCUCGGUGCCGUUUACUCGGGCUAUUGUUGUGGCCCGGGAGACGAAGGAUAUCAUUUGGGAAUACAAGGAUCGGAGUACAGGUGGUAUUGGGUUUUUCACGCCGUUUAUGGGUUCUGCGCAGAAACUGCCGAAUGGGAAUGUCGUGCUUUGUGAGGCGGCUACGGGCAGGAUUUUAGAGGUUACCGAGUCGGGGGAUGUGGUUUGGGAGUUUGUGGUGCCGCAGUUGAGUGAUUAUACGGCUGUUCUUGGAGAGGGUGAGCUGGAGGAGAUGUGGAAGAUGGGUUUCGCGUAUGAGAGCAACGCUAUAUUUAGGGCAUAUAAGUAUCUGCCUGAGAAAGUGCCUUGGCUGAAGGAGGAUUGA
Molecule: messenger RNA, 1191 nt
Organism: Aspergillus oryzae RIB40
Lineage: Eukaryota; Fungi; Ascomycota; Eurotiomycetes; Eurotiales; Aspergillaceae
Exons: 1
Coding region: 1-1191 (396 amino acids)
Molecular function (GO): protein binding
Source: RefSeq, a predicted model, not a curated record